AUGCCACCAGAGUCUGCAUCACAAGGUCUGAGAGAACAUAGACCACCCCGAGCUUGUCAAUCAUGUCACACAGCUAAAGUCCGCUGCCGGAGAACUGCGAAUGAUCAGCCAUGUGUACGCUGUAGUCUGUCGGGUCGUCCGUGUAUACGCAUCGAGAACUCGAACAAAAGGCAGAAGCGAAAUGAUGGCAGAUCUUUGAGCGAGAUUGAGUCGAGCCUUGCUGCCUUAACGGAAAUCCUGCAACCUCGAGACAGGGAUACUUCUUCUGGCCAGCAUGUCAUCACUCCAGCAAGUACGACCGAGCCGAACGUCGCAAGGUCAAUCUAUGAGCUUUUCGAUCAAGAGACAGCAAGUCUGAUCUUCGAGCACUUCACAGAAAAUAUGCUCCAACACUUUCCGUUUAUGAUUUUUGGCCUGGAGGCGACUGCCGCAGAUGUGCUCAAAGAUACGCCUAUCCUCUUCCUGGCCAUUAUGGAUGCCGCAAGCGAUGGCUUUUGCGAGACCGACACUUCCCGAAAGCUUCGCAGACUCCUCGUCCGGACAUACUCCUCAACUCUGCUCGAGACCAGAAGACAUGAUGUCUCACUGCUGCAAGCCUAUGUCGUGACGGUGAUUUGGCACAGGGAUUCAGAGCCUUCACAAUCUGGACAGCAAUUGAAUGCUUUCCAGCUGAGUCAUGCAGCUGCAAACACUGCUAUGACCAUGGACCUAGGCAAAAGACUGAAAGAAUGGUCAGGAAUGGCAUCAAUACCAAUUCGGCUGCAUGGUACUCAAAAUCCGGCUUGCGACUACCAGGUUGGCAGUCUGGAGGUCAGGAGAAUAUGGCUGGCUUGCUACUACAUCUGCUCCCAUACUUCGUUAGCGUCACGGGCGCCCAACAUCUUGCGCUGGUCUCGAAACAUGGACGAGAGUCUCGAAGUGUUGGGGAAGUCUUUAGCCGGAUCCCCUUCUGACAAGGUGCUGUGCGCUUAUGUGAGGUUGCAACAUAUUGUCGAGGAUACGGAAGCACAGAUCUCCGCUUCUGUCCCGUCAAGUACUGCGACCGGAAUCGCAUACAGAGCUGCGAAGCGCCAGCUUGCAGAGUGGGCUUCCACAUCUCAUGUUUGGAAUGCAAUGACGUCCGAUUUAUCUGCCAAGCAGAGAGACAAUGUCAGAGUCGACACGAUCACUGUCAACCCAACUGAGUUUCAAGAUUGCCUGUCAGCUGCACACACCUUACUAGACACAUUCCUGUCCGUGGAAAUCACACUGAUACGCACACUACCUACAGUCUACUUUGUACAAUUCACACAUGCGGCGAUUGUGUUGGCCAAACUACAUUUCGCCGCAGCGCGGGCUUUCGUCGCUACGGAAGCAGCGAGUAGAAUCUCGGCGCUGGGGGUGGAGGACUAUUUGGAACGUGUGGUGCAGAAAUUCAGUGGUUGGGGUGCAUUGUGGCCUUUACAGAAGCUUUCCGAUACCUUCAAGCGGCUUCAGCAAUUGCUCAGGCAAUGUGGGGUCUCCGAGUCUGCUUCCGUAGCAUGGCUCGAUGUGUGGAUCUUAGAGUCAACUACAAGUGUGCCGAAUGACGCUCGAGCCAUCGUGGGAGAAGGAGUACCCGAAGAUCAACCCGAAUAUAUCGCAGAUGAGGCAAUGCUUUCUGUGGCUAAUGACGAUGUUUUAUAUCUUGAACGACGAACUGCCAUCUGCGAGUCUGGACGCUACACAACUGGUUGA
Messenger RNA from Aureobasidium subglaciale EXF-2481, 1716 nucleotides. RefSeq lists its product as uncharacterized. Gene Ontology annotation, cellular component: nucleus. Lineage: Eukaryota; Fungi; Ascomycota; Dothideomycetes; Dothideales; Saccotheciaceae. The record is from RefSeq and is a predicted model, not a curated record. Gene Ontology annotation, biological process: regulation of DNA-templated transcription. Gene Ontology annotation, molecular function: DNA-binding transcription factor activity, RNA polymerase II-specific; zinc ion binding; transcription cis-regulatory region binding. The transcript has 4 exons. The coding region runs from base 1 to 1716 and encodes 571 amino acids.